Molecule: messenger RNA, 1552 nt
Organism: Drosophila elegans
Lineage: Eukaryota; Metazoa; Arthropoda; Insecta; Diptera; Drosophilidae
Gene: hdm
Product: protein hold'em
Exons: 3
Coding region: 89-1552 (487 amino acids)
Biological process (GO): resolution of meiotic recombination intermediates
Molecular function (GO): single-stranded DNA 3'-5' DNA exonuclease activity; single-stranded DNA binding
Source: RefSeq, a predicted model, not a curated record
GUUAUAAAUGUAACGGUCUUUUCCGGCAUUGCAUUGAAAGCUGGCUAGUUUCAUUAAUAAACUUAAAAAAAAAAACAAAAAGGAAACAAUGGCAAAGCGCGUAAAAUUCCAACGUCUGGCGAAGAUGCAGCCCACGAUGACCCACUUCUCCACGGUGGCGCUGAUCGUGUCCAAAUCCUCGCCGAAUAUAUUCUACGACAAGAUGAGUGGCAUCGAGCGUGGAGUCCUCACCCUGACGAUCCGGGACUCACCCAACGACCUGACCAUUUGCAAGUGCUGGGGCCAACGGGCCUGUGUGGACGAGUACGCGGCCAUGUUCCACAUCGGUCAUGUGGUGGAUGUGGUGGACGCCAAGGUGAUGUCCCUGCCGGAGGCUCCGCCGGGUGAGCAACGUUACCAUCCGCAGACAACCCUACCCAGCGCCCUGGUGGUCAACGAGGGAUUCGGCUAUGUGGUGCGACAUAAUAGCGAUGACUCCGACACCAUAAUGGUCCUCCAGCAGCUGCUCCAACGCCCCAUCAAGCCUGUGGCCGCGGCUCUCAAGCUGGCCGAUGUGCGUUCCGGCCUGGGAAGCCCCGAUAAGAUGAUCGCCACGUAUGUGGAUCUACUGGUGGCCGUCGCUGCAGUGCGUCCAGUGCGUGAGAUCAAGCGAAAGGUGCCGGCGACGGGGCACAGCAAGGUCCAGGAUCUGCUGCACUGCCUGGAGGUCAUCGUGAUCGAUGCCAGCUGUCCGGAGGGAAUGCUGCUCUCUAUUUGGCAGGCGGAUUGGAUACGGCGUGCCCAGCAAUGGCAGCCACGUCGCACUCUCCUCCAUUUGGUGGACGUGCGUGUCUCCUACUCGGACUUCCAUCGUUGUCCCGUGCUCUCCCAUUCGAAUUGUACGCUCAUGGGCGAGAAUCCCCUGGUGGCUGGCGAGGAUUGCCGCCUGUUGCUGGCCUUCGCCGCCACUGUGCCGCUCAAGAGCUUUGAUGGCUGCGCCCAGGCAGAGCUGGACAACCUGCCGGCAGCUGCCAGCAUCCAAGUCCAGAUGACGGUGAGACAGAUCUAUUCCCGCGCUGAGGGCGAGUUGCAGGAUGCUUCCAUCAACCAGUUUACAUCCGUGCUGUAUGGAAUGGUCACCAAAUUCGACUUGGAUGGAUUUUCAAAGCACAUCAACAGAAAGUGCACCGCCUGUGAACGCCUCAUACCGCGAAAUCUGGAGGAUUGCUCUACGGAAGCCUGUCGGAUGGAGUUUUUGCUGGCCAAUGAUGGCCCCAGAUAUACCAGCUACUUCAACAUCAACAUUCACUUAUCGGAUCAGACGGGCACCCUCGUCGAGACCCGGUUAGCUGGCAAUCCGGCGGAGCGGAUUUUGGGCCUCCGGGCGGAGGAAUUCGAGCGACUGGGGGAGCAUGAUAAAAGCGAGCUAAAGUGGCGCUUCCUACUCAAAUACUUCGAGGCAAGAUUGCUGGUGAGGAAGCCGGCGGGGAUGCACAAGAAUCUCGUGGUCGUGGUCGUCGACAUGCAAGCCAUUCCCCUGGACAAGCUCGUCGAGAAGGUGGCCGUAUUUUAG